This is a messenger RNA of Lactuca sativa (garden lettuce), 2330 nucleotides long. Lineage: Eukaryota; Viridiplantae; Streptophyta; Magnoliopsida; Asterales; Asteraceae. The record is from RefSeq and is a predicted model, not a curated record.
CACUUGGAGAAUAGAAACCUUUUCAGAUCAAUUUUAUUCAUUUCUAAUAAACAAUUUCCUUUUCCUUUUUCUUUUUCUAAAUUCUUAGCGAACCAUACAGAUAGAACCAGAGAUCGCUUUCCUAUAAGUUAUAUAGCCCAUUUUCUCUCUCUUCUUCUUCUUCUUCUUCUUCUUCCUCUUCCCAUCUCUCUCCCCAAUUGAGAUCGUUUUCAAAUUUGUAUCAGUGAUCCAGGAUUUAUCUUCUUAUGCCCUUCUAUCUUGAUUUACACCGGGUUUCAAGAAAAACCUCAUGUAAAAGAAGUCAACUUUGAAGUUCCCGUUGAUUUAAGCGUAAGUUAUAACUACGAUUUGCCUUGGUUUUCCGGAAAAUUGAAGUAAUUCAAAGGCGCGUUCAUGAAAUUACCUUCUCGUGGGAUUUCUUGAUGUUAAUCCCACAUUUUGUUACUAAUUAGAACCAUUCGACUCCAGAAGUGAUUAGGGUUUUUGCUAAUUUGGUAUUAGGCUAGCAAGAAAACUUUACUUUCUUGCCUAAGUUAUGAUCAAUAAGAUCUUUAAUCGGCUUCCAAGAAAGCCCAAAUCUCACGAUAAUCGAGAUCAAGGAAACCCUAAUUCUUCCUCAAACACAUCCACAAGUUCAAGACCCAACAACGAUUCAAACCCAAACCCUAAUCGAUUCGCCAAUUCAAAUCCCACACCCCAAAAACUCACAAACAACAACAAGCUUCUCCAACCUCAAACAUCAAAACUAAACGGAUCUUCAUCUUCAUCUUCAUACGAAGCCUUACCUUCUUUCAAAGAUGUCCCAAACUCCGAAAAACAAAACCUAUUCAUCCGAAAGCUAAAACUAUGUUGUGUUGUAUUCGAUUUCACCGACCCCACAAAAACCCUAAAAGAAAAAGAAAUCAAAAGACAAACCUUAGUAGAACUCGUAGACUAUGUCUCAUCCGCAAGUGGAAAGUUCCCCGAAACCAUUAUGCAAGAAAUCGUGAACAUGGUAUCCCUAAACAUCUUUAGAAGACUCACCCCUCAACCACGUGACAACAAAAUUCUAGAAACAUUUGAUGGAGAAGAAGAAGAGCCUUCAAUGGAUCCCUCAUGGCCUCAUUUACAAUUAGUCUAUGAAUUCAUCCUAAGAUUUGUAGCAUCACCCGAAACCGAUCCAAAACUAGCCAAACGUUACAUCGAUCAACCCUUCGUUCUAAAAUGGUUAGAUUUAUUCGAUUCAGAAGAUCCACGUGAACGCGAAUACCUAAAAUUCGUUCUUCAUAGAAUGUAUGGAAAGUUCAUGGUUCAUCGCCCUUUUAUCCGAAAAUCAAUCAACAACAUAUUCUUUCGAUUCGUGUUUGAAACCGAAAAGCAUAAUGGAAUUGCCGAAUUGUUGGAGAUUUUAGGGAGUAUAAUUAAUGGAUUUGCAUUGCCAUUAAAGGAAGAACAUAAGUUGUUUUUAGUACGUGCUUUGAUACCACUUCAUAAACCGAAAUGUAUACCGAUGUAUCACCAACAAAUAUCGUAUUGUAUUACACAAUUUGUUGAAAAAGAUUGUAAGCUUGCGGAUACGGUUAUUAGGGGUUUGUUGAAGUAUUGGCCAAUUACUAAUAGUUCAAAAGAAGUUAUGUUUUUGAGUGAACUUGAAGAGGUUUUGGAAGCUACUCAGCCUCCAGAGUUUCAAAGAUGUAUGGUGCCUUUGUUUCGACAGAUUGCUCGAUGUUUAAGCAGUUCACAUUUUCAGGUGGCAGAAAGAGCAUUAUUCCUAUGGAACAAUGAUCAUAUCGAGACCUUAAUCAAACAAAAUCGGAAAGUAAUCUUGCCAAUAAUAUUUCCAGCUUUAGAAAGAAACACAAAAACUCAUUGGAAUCAAGCUGUUCAAAGUUUGACUUUGAAUGUCAGAAAGAUCUUCUUGGAUGCUGACUCACAACUCUUUGAAGAAUGCUCAAAGAAGUUCAAAGAAGAUGAAUCAAGAAAGGAAGAAACCAUGGCUAAACGAGAAGCCACCUGGAGCCGCCUUGAAGAGGCGGCAGCCUUCCGCUCCGCUGGCGGCAAUGGCGGCGGCGGUAGUGGGCCGGUGGUGAUGUCGCAGAAGGUCAUUGCAAAUCAUGUUUCAUCAUCAUCUGGGUAGAACAAAUAUGAGCCAUUAUUGGGUUUUUGUUGCUCGUUUAGGAAAUGGUGAGAUUGGUUGUGGUGGUGGUUUGAAUGUGAAGGAUUUGUGUAUAUACGAUUUGACCCAUUUUGGAAAUGUUUGUUUUUUUUUUUUAGAUGAUUUAUGAAUUGUUAUUUCUCAUUUUCUUGGACUUUAAUCAUGUUAGUUUUAUAUAAUUCAUGUUUAAGUUGCA